CGGUCACAUGAACUAUCGAUAACCAAAUAGUGAGACCCUUUGUGCGGAACGACUGACACCUUUUGCGAGCACAAGCGUUCAUUCCUGCAAAAAUUGCGGUACAAAUUGCAAAAAGUGCAAAUUUUGCCAGCGUUUGGAUAAAACUCGGUUGCCAAGAGCCACUAAACACACGCGUAGACAGGCAGAGAGACAGACGCGCGUGUAAAAAGGGCUAAGUGCUGCUAACUGCUAGCAGAAAUCCAGGACUCAAGGACACGUUCGGUCGGAAUUAGAGACGCAAGCAAGCAGCGACCAUGUCCGGAAUUGCUAUCACACGGCUCGGGGAGGAGCGAAAGGCCUGGAGGAAGGAUCACCCGUUCGGGUUCGUCGCCCGACCCGCCAAGAACCCCGACGGCACCCUCAACCUGAUGAUCUGGGAGUGCGCAAUUCCCGGCAAGAAGUCCACCCCCUGGGAGGGCGGCCUGUACAAGCUGCGUAUGAUCUUCAAGGACGACUACCCCACCUCGCCGCCCAAGUGCAAGUUCGAGCCACCGCUGUUUCACCCGAACGUCUAUCCCUCGGGCACCGUCUGCCUGUCGCUGCUGGACGAGGAGAAGGACUGGCGCCCCGCCAUCACCAUCAAGCAAAUCCUGCUGGGCAUCCAGGACCUGCUCAACGAGCCGAACAUCAAGGACCCGGCCCAGGCGGAGGCCUACACCAUCUACUGCCAGAACCGGCUGGAGUACGAGAAGCGGGUUCGCGCCCAGGCCCGCGCCAUGGCGGCCUCCGAGUAGUCGGGCUCCUGCCAGUCACCUUCCCCACAUAGACAUUAACAAAUACACACACAUCUAGCCGGUAAGCGUUUGUUUGGAAUGCUCUCCACAUCUACUUAAUUUAAAAAAAAAAUCGACUAAUUUUGGACAGCCCCCGCGGCCCAAACAUAUACAUAAUUUUUUAAUGUUUUGCAAUUGCAUAAUUACCAGCUUGUACCAUCUGAAUAAAUCCUAAUAAGUCCUGUAA
Drosophila erecta is the source of this 999-nucleotide messenger RNA. It is a transcript of the gene lwr, whose product is annotated as SUMO-conjugating enzyme UBC9. Bases 294 to 773 code for a protein of 159 amino acids. Lineage: Eukaryota; Metazoa; Arthropoda; Insecta; Diptera; Drosophilidae. The transcript has 2 exons. Gene Ontology annotation, biological process: protein sumoylation. The record is from RefSeq and is a predicted model, not a curated record. Gene Ontology annotation, molecular function: SUMO conjugating enzyme activity. Gene Ontology annotation, cellular component: nucleus.